GGCAGAGAUUCGUCACGCCUAUGUCAUCUUCAACAACACAUUGCUGUGCUGACUAUUACCAUCUUCCAUUAUAAUUUGCUGUAUAUUUUAUUAACAAUGAAUUCAGUAUUCAUACCAGCAUAUCUUCAGAUGACGUCUUUAUUAUUUCGUGUAAAGGUCCAAUACGGAACGCACUGCUUAUAGAAUUUGCUCCCACACGGACACAUAUACCAUUCAUUAGCUACGUAGCGGCGAUGGCAGCUCUGAGGACGGCACUUCAUGGACGGUUCAUUCAAGCCAUCCCCUACUCUUUGGGGUCGUUGCGGUUUGCCAGCUCAUUCAAGGCCGCAGACCUCACUAUCGAGCGCAACACUGCGGGGAAGCCCAAGCCAGACCCCGCCUCCCUGGUGUUUGGCAAGCAGUUUUCAGACCACAUGCUGACCAUCUAUUGGUCAGAGAAAGAGGGCUGGAAGGUUCCCCAGAUCAAGCCCUUUCAGAACCUGUCGCUGCACCCUGCCACCUCUGCCCUGCACUACUCCAUAGAGCUGUUUGAGGGCAUGAAGGCGUUCAGAGGGGUGGACAACCACAUCCGUCUGUUCCGACCCAACCUGAACAUGGAGAGGAUGCACCGCACUGCUGACCGUAGCUGUCUCCCUUUGUUUGAUAAGGUGGAGCUGUUGGAGUGCAUCAGGAAGCUGGUGGAGGUGGACCAGGACUGGGUCCCCUACUCCCUAGACGCCAGCCUCUACAUCAGACCCACCUACAUUGGGAUUGAGCCUUCCCUGGGUGUGUCGAGGGCCAGCCAAGCCCUACUAUUUUGCAUCGUGGGUCCUGUAGGGCCCUACUUUACCACAGGGGCCUUUAGCCCAGUCUCUCUGCUGGCAGACCCAAGCUAUGUCAGGGCCUGGAGAGGGGGGGUCGGAGCCUACAAGAUGGGGGGUAAUUAUGGGCCUACUAUAGCAGUGCAGAAUGAGGCUAUAAAGCAGGGCUGUCAGCAGGUCCUGUGGCUGUAUGGAGAGCAGGAGGAGAUCACAGAGGUCGGCACCAUGAACCUCUUCAUCUACUGGACGAAUGAGGGAGGAGAGAGAGAGUUGCUGACUCCUCCUCUAGAUGGCAUCAUUCUCCCAGGAGUCACCAGACAGUCUCUGCUAGACCUGGCCAGAGAAUGGGGAGAGUUCAAAGUGACAGAGCGCACCAUGGGCAUGAAGGAGCUGCUCGGUGCUCUGGACUCAGGCAGGAUUACGGAGGUGUUUGGUGCCGGGACGGCCUGUGUGGUCUGUCCUGUCGGCAGCCUGCUCUACAAAGGGAAGACCUACCAAAUUCCUACAAUGCAGAAUGGUCCAGACCUGGCCAAGCGAUUCCACAAAGAGCUGACAGACAUGCAGUAUGGCCGGAAACAGAGUGAAUGGGCACCACUGGUCGUUUAAUUGGCAGUUUGCACAUGCCAAUCAUAUCGCGGCCAGUCCCCCGCUCCAUCUUCAAGACCAGCAGCUUCAGCACAACCCAUAAUGCACUCCUUCUGAUAGGCUGGCAGACCGGCAGAGAUGAACAGGUCACGUCUGUUACUCUUGGUGUUUCUGUGGGGACUUGUGAAGGGAUAGGGUUAUUCUGUCAUUCAAAUGUUGCAACUUGCAUGGAAUACCGACAGUUACACAAUACUGUAUAAGUAAUGCUGUGAAACGGCCGCAGCCUCGGUUCAACCAACCUAGUCUAGUCUGUAUUAGGAACAAAGUCAGUCUUCUUCCUAUUCAGUCCUUUAUCAUACUGUAGCACAGGUUACAGAAGAAAUCGUCCUCCAAGCUUUUUAAUAAACACUACAUGAGAUGGUCUAUAGGAUUGUCCAUGCUAUUAGACACAAACUGAUGUAUUGUUGUAAUAGUUGAAAUACGCACAACUAUUGUAGGGGAUUACUGGUAAGUUAUUGGUCAUUUGCAAUAUGGGAAUAACUUUUUACAGGUACUUAAUAGGAACAAUUGAGUCUGUUAGACAUUUUCACUGGCUGACAUCAUAAGGAAUGUGUUGACUGUAGGAACGGAUCAGAUCAAAACCACGUCACAGGAUUUGUUACUUUCUAAAUGUCACUCUGUAACUUGAGGAAGUAGAAUAUGAUUUAAAAUACUUUUUGUUGUUGUAGAACCUAUGUAUAUCAGGCCACUGAUACACUGACCAUAGUUUGAUUUAAGUCAAGUGUGCAUGUGUGUGACUGAGCAGAAGAAAGUCAGUCGAGUGAUCGCGUGUCUUUCUGGAUUGGAAAGAUGCCACUAAGAAAGUGAUGUUGAAAAGAUUGAGAUUAAAAUGGAGAGGUCCAAGUGAACUCAAGCAUACACAGAGGUUAGCUAUAGCUACAUGAUAUACUUAAGCAAUAAGGCCUGAGGUAUAUGGCCAAUAUACCAUGGCUAAGGGCUGUUCAUAUGCUCAACGCUGAGUGUCUGGACUCAACCCUAAGCCGUGGUAUAAUGGCCAUAUACCACAAACGAGGUGCCGUAUUGCUAUUAUAAACUGGUUACCAACUUAAUUAGAGCAGUAAAAAUACAUGUUGUCAUAUCUGUGGUAUACGGUCUGAUAAACCACGGCUGUCAGCCAACCAGUUUAUAAUGUAGACUUCAGAGUACGAGAGAGACCACGUUCAAUAGAUGCUAUAGACUGUCUGACUUCCGCACUAGGUUGUGUGUAAUCAUUAUGUAAACUUAAGGUAACAAUGAGUAGUUAUUUGUCUGUGGGUUUUUCUUGUCAAUUGGAACAACCGUCUUCCCAAUUAUUAACUGUAUAUCCAGGUUUAUGUUCUCACCCUGCUGCUUUACUUUCUAUUCAUGUAUUUGCCUCUUUCAUAUCGCUUGGUUUUCUCCAUUCCUCCCUAAGUGCCUGACCGGGUGUGUGGACUGUCGUUGUCCUGUGGAUCUAACUUGUUUUUAGUUGUUGCACUAGGCUAUCCUGCUGGAUCUUUGUGUUUUUGUUGUGGGACAUUGUUACUAGAUUUUUACAAUAAACUCCAUCUGUGUUCCAUUGUC
This is a messenger RNA of Oncorhynchus kisutch (coho salmon), 2987 nucleotides long. RefSeq names its product branched-chain-amino-acid aminotransferase, cytosolic. Gene Ontology annotation, biological process: L-valine biosynthetic process; L-leucine biosynthetic process. Gene Ontology annotation, molecular function: branched-chain-amino-acid:2-oxoglutarate transaminase activity. Gene Ontology annotation, cellular component: mitochondrion. NCBI's taxonomy places the organism in Eukaryota, Metazoa, Chordata, Actinopteri, Salmoniformes, Salmonidae. Bases 234 to 1406 code for a protein of 390 amino acids. The transcript has 12 exons. The record is from RefSeq and is a predicted model, not a curated record.